Messenger RNA from Micropterus dolomieu (smallmouth bass), 1823 nucleotides. Its product is annotated as leucine-rich repeat and fibronectin type III domain-containing protein 1-like protein. The record is from RefSeq and is a predicted model, not a curated record. Gene Ontology annotation, molecular function: protein binding. The coding region runs from base 324 to 1808 and encodes 494 amino acids. NCBI's taxonomy places the organism in Eukaryota, Metazoa, Chordata, Actinopteri, Centrarchiformes, Centrarchidae. The transcript is spliced from 9 exons.
UUUGUCUCUUUACCUUACGUUCCAGCCUCAUUCCUAGCGCUGGAUUGUUUGUUUCCCACUACUAUUGAAUGAUCUGUGUUACCGUUGGACCUUGACUGUUUUCUGGACUUUGGAUUUUGGACUAUGGAUUUUUUUGCCCGUUUUGGACUGCUUACCUGGUAGGACCCUUGCCUGCCUAAUUCCUCUGUCCUUGGAUCCAUCUCCCCGGGCCAUCUCUAGCUUUUCCAUCCAUCUGCUAGUUGCCACACUGUAUCUUCAUGUUGAGUCUUAAUAAAUCACAGCACAUCAGAUAGAGGUAGUUGCCCUGUUCCCAGUGGAGGAUAAUGGAACGGCUGUGGUUCUCUUUGCUGUUGCUGGCAGCAGCAUGCAGGGGACAGCCGUGUCCGAAACGCUGUAUGUGCCAGAGCCUUUCUCCAUCGCUCGCUAUCCUCUGCUCCAAAACAGGCUUGUUGUUUGUUCCUGCUGCCAUUGACCGACGCACAGUGGAGCUACGGCUUCAAGAGAACUUCAUUACAGCUGUCAGAAGAAAGGACUUUGCCAACAUGACCAGCUUGCUACAUCUGACCCUUUCCAGAAACACCAUCAGUCAGAUUCUCCCUUCAGCUUUCAGUGACCUGCGGCGACUGAGAGCACUCCACCUAGACUCUAAUAGAUUAACUGUGAUCAAGGACGACCAUUUCAAAGGCCUGACCAACCUUCGUCACCUGAUCUUGGCCAACAACCAGCUCCACUCCAUAUCUCCCCAUGCCUUUGAUGACUUCCUGUCCACAUUGGAGGAUCUCGACCUCAGUUACAAUAACCUUGCCCAGGUGCCCUGGGACACGAUCGGGCGGCUAACCAACGUCAAUACCCUAAAUAUGGAUCAUAACCUCAUAGAAAAUGUUCCCCAAGGGGUUUUCACAAACCUACACAAACUGGCCAGGCUAGACAUGACGUCAAACAAGCUGAAGAAAAUUCCCCCGGACCCGUUGUUCCUGAGAAUCCCAGUUUAUGCCAAGUCCAGAGGCUCCCCCCUCUCCUCCCUGGUGUUGAGUUUUGGUGGCAACCCCCUUCACUGUAACUGUGAACUUCUGUGGUUGAGAAGACUGACCAGAGAAGAUGACCUCGAGACGUGCGCAUCUCCCCCUGACCUCAGUGCCAAGUACUUCUGGACAAUACCUGAAGAGGAGUUUAUUUGUGACCCACCAGUUCUGACCCGUAAGUCACCUCAUACAGUGGCCAUGGAAGGCCAGCCUGCCAGCCUGAAGUGCAAGGCAAAUGGCGACCCUGAACCUGAAGUCCACUGGAUCAGCCCUGAAGGGCGACUAAUAUCAAAUAGCACCAGAACCUUGGUUUUCCCUAAUGGAAGCCUGGAGAUCAAUGUAACAUCGCUAAAGGAUUCAGGAAACUUCACCUGCAUUGCCUCCAAUGCAGCAGGUGAAUCUACAGGAAGGGUGGAGCUAGUUGUCACGGCGACGCCCCACUUGGCAAACAGCACAAGCCGCAGCCGAGACCCGUCCUCUGAACCUGCCCCCUCUGACAUCUUAACCUCCUCUAAGGUUGCGCUGCCUAAUAAUGAGACAAGAGGGGCCGACCGGAGAGUCUCAUUGGUGGAACUGACAGGAAACUCUGCCCUCAUUAGAUGGAGCAGUCAGACUCCUACAUCUGGAGUCAGGAUGUUCCAAGUCCAAUACAACAGCUCUGGGGAUGACACGCUGGUUUACAGCAGGAAGGAUAAUGAGGCCACCACAGGACCUUGGUGUUUACAGUCAUUCCUGCUGAGGAGGACUUUAUCAAGACACUUCCUGUCAGCUGACCAUAAACUCUGAUCUCUUUAUGGUGGA